This is a messenger RNA of Oryza brachyantha (malo sina), 1145 nucleotides long. Its product is annotated as E3 ubiquitin-protein ligase AIRP2-like. NCBI's taxonomy places the organism in Eukaryota, Viridiplantae, Streptophyta, Magnoliopsida, Poales, Poaceae. The record is from RefSeq and is a predicted model, not a curated record. Gene Ontology annotation, molecular function: ubiquitin protein ligase activity. Bases 271 to 981 code for a protein of 236 amino acids. The transcript is spliced from 5 exons. Gene Ontology annotation, biological process: protein ubiquitination.
CUCCGAGAGAGAGAGCGCGCGCGCCAACAGAAAGGGUGGAGUGGAGUGGGCCUUGGAGUUGGACUCGGCAACGACAGCAGCUCGCACCGAAAGCGAGGGAAAGCAAUCCAAAUCCGGAGAGCGAAGACGAGGAGGAGGAGGAGAGGAGGCAGUCCAAUCGAGACUAAUCGCCGUCCAGUGACUCCAGUCCAAUCCAAUCCAAUCCGCCGCGGCGCCGGAGGAGGAAGGGGAGGGAGGGAGGGAGAGCGAGUCGCCGGCGACGACGUGACGAUGCGGAGGAGGUUCCAGGACUCGGUGAAGGCCCUCGAGGCCGACAUCGAGCACGCCAAUGCGCUGGCGUCGGAGUUCCUGCGCGAUUACGACGGGGCAGUGAUACAGAUGCGGAUGGCGUACAGCGCCAUCGCGCAUUUCCUCAUCCAGUGGACCGACUGCAAGCUCGCCGGCGCGCUCGGCCUACUCAAGAUCAUGAUAUAUAAGGUAUACGCCGAUGGCACGACGGCUCUACCGGAGUGGGAGAGGGAGGCCAGCAUAAGGCAAUUCUACGGUGUCAUCUUCCCGUCGUUGCUCCAGCUGCCGAGCGGCAUCACUGAAUUGGACGACAGGAAGCAGAGGAGGCUCUGCGUUCAGAAGUUCAGGAAGGUGGAGGAGGGUGUGUCGGAGGUGGAACUGGAGAGGGAGCUCGAGUGCGGCAUCUGCCUCGAGGUGAAUGCCAAGAUCGUGCUGCCGGAUUGCGCGCACUCGCUCUGCAUGAGGUGCUACGAGGAUUGGAAUACCAAAUCAAUGUCGUGCCCCUUCUGCCGAGCCUGCCUCAAGAAGGUGAAGCCGAGCAGCCUGUGGAUAUACACCGACGACCGCGACAUUGUGGAUAUGGAUACCUUGACCAGGGAGAACAUUAGGCGCCUGUUCAUGUUCAUAAGUAAGCUGCCACUGGUAGUCCUCCAUGUGGUUGACCUUGACAUUUACGAGUACCGCAUCAAGUAAACUGUGUUUCUCUUGUUCAUACCAUACCUGUGGGUGUCUGUACAUAUCAGAUUCAUCGGCGCUGAUCAGUGAUAGCUCAACCUGAGGCUGCAAAAUCAGUAGCAGAGUUGUUUGUAGGUCAAUGACUUGACAAUAUUUUUCUGAAAUGAAAAUGCUCAAGUGUA